AUGGGUGCGCAUGAUCCCCGAAGCAUGCACAACAGUGGUGCCGACACACCUCCCAUCACACCUGGCAGCGCCUCGCAUUCCAAGUCCAACUCGACGUCGUCCGACUUUCUAAGUUCGUUAUCGAGUCUACGACGUGGCGAUUCGAUAUCGUCCCUCAGCCGGCCUCGACUAUCACUGGACGAGUCACCGCAACCUGUCAGCACCGAACUCACCACCUUCCCGUAUCACCUAACGGACUACGAGUUCAAGACGGAUGAUCGCGGGCGUAAGAAGACCAUCGGCGAAGGAGCCUGGAGCGAUGUCUUCCUAGCGAAACCCUGCCCGCCCAAACCAACCGAACAGUCCCCAUCACAGCCUCCCUGUGGCCCCGAAAUGACUCCACCACUCACCCCAGUCCGAAGCAUAGACUCUGGCGUAGACGUCAGUCGACUCCCCGCCACCCCACCCAUGUACGCCGUAAAAGUACCAGCCAUGACCAGCGCCAAAAAGGUACUCAGCGCAGAAGCAAGAAUCCUAUCUUACCUCUCCCGCUUCCCAGACGCAGAAAACCACAUCGUCCCCUUCUACGGCCUAGACACACGCAACGGUGCCAUCCUCCUCCAAGCCAUGGACGACACGCUGGAAGGCUGGAUUCAGAAGACGCUCAACACGCUGGACGAAGAGGCUCGAGCAGCGAGACUGGCUGAAGUAUUCCCUAGCAUCGCCCUCGCACUGCUCAACAGCUUAGCAUGGAUGCAAAACAAGGGAUGUACCCACGCCGACAUCAAACCCUCUAACAUCCUCAUCUCCUCUUCUUCCCCCCUAUCAACCGCCGCGCCCAAAUCCAUCUACACAGACUUCUCCUCAACCAUCCUCUCCCACCCUUCCGCCACCAUCGAAUCCACAGCCUCCCCCCUCGGCGCAGGGACAUGGGAUUACCUCGAUCCGUCACUGCUCAGCUCCUCGUCUACUUCUCCUCCUUCCGCGACUUCAGAUCUCUGGUCCUUGGCUAUCACGUUGCUGUUUCUUAUCCUGGGUGGCUCGCCGUAUGAUGCGUUCAAGGGGAAUAAGUAUCAGCAGAGGGAGAUGAUUAAGGCGGGGUGUCCGCUACAGGUUAUGGGGCAUGAUGAUUUGGGCGUGAGGAAUUUGAAGAGGGUGCAGGGGUUGAGUAGGGAUCUUGGGUUUGAUCUUUUGGGGUGGUUUGGGAGGGUACUUGUUAAAGAUGGGGGAAAGAGGGUUGAUUUAAAGGAGUGGAUGGGGGAGUUAGAGAGGAAGCUUUGA
Messenger RNA from Alternaria metachromatica, 1260 nucleotides. RefSeq lists its product as uncharacterized. Gene Ontology annotation, cellular component: autophagosome; cytoplasm. The transcript has a single exon. Gene Ontology annotation, biological process: peptidyl-serine phosphorylation; protein autophosphorylation; autophagosome organization. The record is from RefSeq and is a predicted model, not a curated record. Gene Ontology annotation, molecular function: ATP binding; protein serine/threonine kinase activity. NCBI's taxonomy places the organism in Eukaryota, Fungi, Ascomycota, Dothideomycetes, Pleosporales, Pleosporaceae. Bases 1 to 1260 code for a protein of 419 amino acids.